This is a messenger RNA of Colletotrichum abscissum, 360 nucleotides long. RefSeq lists its product as uncharacterized. Lineage: Eukaryota; Fungi; Ascomycota; Sordariomycetes; Glomerellales; Glomerellaceae. The record is from RefSeq and is a predicted model, not a curated record. The transcript has a single exon. The annotation marks the transcript as partial.
CCGCAUUGGCAAGAGGCUCUCGGCUCGGCUUGGUUGCUCCCUCUGACGGGAUUGGUGGUUUCCUCUCUUGAAAGUCGACUUUCCAUCAUCAACAACACCAUGCAGUCAUCUGCCCCCCUUCCCCCAGACUACAACCCGCGGCAACACCAAGCAACCGCGUCCUGUUCCAUAUUCCAUUACGAGAUUCUUACCCCAGAGAAAAGCAUCAAAGAAACCACCGGUGACCGAGCGCACUGCUUCUUCCUACGUCCGCGCCACCCCUCCCCUCUCUCCCCCCGGGGCCAUGUGACUGAAUUGGCACCGGGAUGGUUUCCCUUACAUGGCCCCCUCGGGCGUCAUCCUGCCCACUCACCCACUUGA